Molecule: messenger RNA, 432 nt
Organism: Cantharellus anzutake
Lineage: Eukaryota; Fungi; Basidiomycota; Agaricomycetes; Cantharellales; Hydnaceae
Exons: 3
Coding region: 1-432 (143 amino acids)
Source: RefSeq, a predicted model, not a curated record
AUGAACUCAUCUAGCCAUCGGUCGGAAAUCCUCUCCCUGUCUCGUGCUCUCGUCCUACAUCCUAUCGCAACCGUAAGCACAGCAGUUGCUUUCAUAACGCUGUUAGUCCGCGAGAUGUCAUCGAGCAUGCCACCAAUUUUGCAUUCGGCCUGGCUCCUCUCCACUUGGUUGCUGGUAUUGUCAACAAUGGCCAUCGAAACUACCCUGUUCAAGACUUUGGAAGUUGCAAUCAACUCUGCAACUAACAACGCCAAUGAUAACGCCAGAUCUUCCGAAUUGUCCCUUUGCUUCUGGCUAAUCAUAAUCGCAACUACAAUUUUGACGGGCAGCACUGUGCUCGAAGUUGCGGCGAUCCUCUCUGCGCGACGCAGAAGGAAGGCAAAAAUCAAGAUAAAACCAUCCCUUCCUGUGUUGAAUGUAUUGAACCAGUGA